Bactrocera neohumeralis is the source of this 6654-nucleotide messenger RNA. RefSeq names its product sodium-dependent serotonin transporter. Gene Ontology annotation, biological process: serotonin uptake; sodium ion transmembrane transport. The coding region runs from base 3778 to 5667 and encodes 629 amino acids. Gene Ontology annotation, molecular function: serotonin:sodium:chloride symporter activity; serotonin binding. NCBI's taxonomy places the organism in Eukaryota, Metazoa, Arthropoda, Insecta, Diptera, Tephritidae. Gene Ontology annotation, cellular component: membrane; neuron projection. The transcript has 10 exons. The record is from RefSeq and is a predicted model, not a curated record.
CAACCAGCUGAUGCGAAAUGUAUUUGUUUAUAAACAAAAGCUUUUUCCAUAUUGAAAGUGCUUUCGAAGCAAUUUCUGGUAUUAUUGCAGAUGUAAUGGAAGACGUGGGAUGUACCUAAGCUGUGUCUCAACUUAUUGCUACUGAUGGGCUCUUGCAUUACUAAAGAGCGAUGCAAGUAGUUUUUUAUGAGUUACUUCCAGGCCAGUGACAUGUUAAGAAUGACAGUACUUGAAAUAACAGGACAUACAAGCUAUCUAUAAUAGCAGGACGACUAAGAAACGUCAAAAGCAAGGCACAAUGAAACAAUGGAACAUCUCUUGUACACUGGUAUCGCAUUGACAAAGCAACAUUUUAAUCAUUUGGGGGCUCAACUGUAUAAGUUUCUAGAAGAGGUAGCGUUGGCGAGGCCACAGAAUCUGCUGAAACUCGCUUCAAGCGCUGAUAUUCUCAAGGAUGGCUACUUCUCAUGGACUACGUUGCAGCACUCCAGCUGCUAUAAGAAACAAAAUGGUCUUUACGUGACUUUUUAGCCUGCUAGACUAACCUAGCUAUACUAACAGCAUAACAGGCACGUUUUUUUACUUUUACUUGUUUACCAAAAACUAAAUGUUAAGAUCUACAAGUCCAACCUUAAAGCAGUAUGGACGUAUGCAAUGCAGUUAUGGGAUACAGCGAGUACAUUCAACAUUGAAAUCCUCCAAAGAUAUCAAUCGAAGACUUUAAGAAGCAUUGCAGUGUUCCUUAGCAUAUAAGCAACUUCGAAAUCCACAAACACUUAAAUAUACCUUUUGUUAAAGAGGAAAUCUGCAAAGCCAGUCGAAGAUACCUUGAUAGACUUUCUAAUCAUGAAAACUUACUGGCGAUAAGUCUACUGGACAACAGUAUGCAUGUUAGACGCUUAAAAACAACUCACAUAUUGGACCUUCCUGAUAGAUUUUAAGUAGUUUUAAAAAUAUUUUUUUAGCAAAUUAUGUUAAAGAAGAAUAUAUUGAUUAGUCUCAAUGGAACCCAAUCAUUCCUGUCAUGAUGGUUACUAUUUAUAAAAUUUGCUGAUUGUCUUCAGAUAGAAUUCAAUUAAAAUAUACAGUAAAUCAAAAAAAAAUAAGAAUAUUUAUAUACUUCUACAAAAUACACAUAAAAAAUGCGUCAUCGCUUCGCUCUAUGGGCUCUUGAAAAGCUCCAAGAAGAUCCGACGUUUUCGAUCCAAAUUUUGUUCAGCGAUGAGGCACAUUUCUGGCUCAAUGGUUAUGUAAACAAGCAUUUGAGACGAAAAGUAACCUGUAGAGAUUCAAGAGCUGCCUUUUCAUCCAGAAAAAAAAGGUUUGGUGUAGUUUGUGAGCCGUUUUAAUCAUCGAGCCAUAUUUCUUCAAAAAUGAUGCUGGUGAAAAGGUAGCCGUCAAUGGCGACCGUUAUCGCGCCAUGAAACAGACUAUUUGAUGUCUGAAAUUGAAGCUCGUGAUCUCGGCGACAUUUGAUUUCAACAAGACGGCGCCACAUCACAUCAAUUGAUGUAUUUAUUGAGAGAAAACUUCGGUGUACAGAUAAUUUCACGUUUUGCGCCGGUCGUUUGGCCACCAAGAUGGUGUGUUAUCACACCGUUAGAUUUUUUUCUGUGUGGCUAUGUAAAGCCUAAAGUCUAUGCGGAAAAUCGUGCUUCGAUUAAGGCGUUGGAACAGAACAUCACACGUGUCUUGGGGUAAAAAUAUAACAUAAUAAAUAAAUAAUUAGUUCCACAAAUAUACUUUCCUUGCUAUUAAACAACUAGCUAUAUAUAGGUAUUGACGUGUUUACAUACAUACGUACAAAAAUGAUUCAGAUUAUACUAAACUUCGGUUAUUGCUAACGCAAACCGAAUGACGUAGUUUUGUGGUUAUUAACUGAUCGGUAAUUUGAAACAUUUUGAGUGAUUGAUAGCAUGGUAUUGACCAUGUUAAUUAAAAUCAACGGUUUUGUGGCAUUAUUUUUUUUCAAAAUUAUGAAACAAUAAUAAUAUAACUUAAAUUCAGUGAUUUUUUUUGAUUUUCUAGGAAUUAUAAAACAUACAUUUGUUUAUACAUACACAUGUACACAUGUAUGUGCAAAUAUCAUUUUUUUUAUUCGGCGUAGCCAAAAGUAUAGCUUUGAAAAAUUGUAUUUGCUUAAUCCGACGCGAAUAUUUGCCAUAUUUUUCAAUUCUUACGCUAUUGUUUUCAUUUUAGACACAUUGGAACCAGAACACAUAACAUAUUGUUUGUUUAUAUAUACGACUAUAUAUAUUUACACAUACUAUAUGAAUGAACAUCAAAGCAGUACAAUGUUAAGUAUCGCAAACGUCAUGACUUGUGUCAAUCGUGCAUGUCUAAGGCUUAGUGUCAAUAAACAAACAUAUGAUCAACACACACGGCGUAUGAGUAACAUUUGUUCGUUGAACAACAAAAGACCUUUUUAAAAUGUAAACAAACUGUGGCAUAUUGUUUUUGUAACGACUACCGUAAGCAAGCACUAUACACACAUAGUGCACACCCCCACGCCGCAUGCAAAACAUAUUGACACUAAAUUUGCUUAUACUAUGAAUGAAUCGAUGACCACACAAACCACAAAUUGUUGUCGUUGAUUGUCUCCAAUAUUGUCUAAGCAACGCUGCUGUUGCUGCUCGAGCACUUGAUUUUCGUCACGGCAACGUGUAUACAUAUGCAAAAGUAUACAUGCAUACAUAAUUGCCUACAUACAUACAUAUGUACCUGUAUCUGUUGGUUGCUGUAUGUGCGUUUGUGCAUUUAAUAGGUGUUUGCAGCGCGUUAGUGCAUACGUAAAGUGCACAUGAAUAUGCAUGGUCGCUUGUUAGAACGAUGAUAGCGUUCACGAAACCAACUAAAGCAGUUGUAAUGAUGUUGUGCGCGACGCGUGUUGGAUUAUUUUAGUAGCGCGGGAAAUUUCUUUUCUAUGUGCAAUGAGGUUUAAGGUUAAUUUAAAAAACAAAAAGGAAAUUUUUUUUUGGAAAUAUUAUUUAGUGAAUUUUUAUGAUACAAAAAUUGUACAAAAAACUGUUUUUAAAUGCAAAAAAAAUAGUUUAGUAGAGCUUGAAAUUUCUUUGUGUGCAGUGUAGUUUUAAAACAAAAAACACAAAAUGAAAACAAAAUUGAAAAAUUUUUAGUGAAUUUUGAUGGGACAAAAUCAAAAAAAUCAAAAAAAAAAUUUAAAAAACAAAAUUGAAAAAUUAAAAAUGAUUUAGUAAAUUUUUAUGGUACAAAACUGUUUUCAAAUGCAAAAAAAAUAUAUUUUUAAUACAAAUAAAUAAAAUUAACAUUAAAGUGAAAAUGCCACUCAGAUGGAAGCAACGAUUAAGCAAAAUAUGUGCUAGUAAGAGUCGAAGUUGCAGUAAUGAGUUGUUAAUGAUGUGAAAUAUCAGCGCAGCGAGCUAACAUUGCAACUAUUAAAGGUUCAAGAGGCGGACAGAACAUAAUCUUGCAAACAAACAAUCACACAUACAUAUGUAGAGAAAGUGCGCAAAUAUUAUUGUUAUUACCACGGACCGUCUGUAGCGACCUGCCAACGCAACAUAUGCAUCCAUAUCUGCACAACAACACGCCCAUCACGUUGCUCCUCCCACAACCGUCUACAGCGCCCAUUUAAUGCUUUCACAAACUGCCAGCAACCAACAACAUCAACACCACUAACAAAAACCACACACACUUACGCUACAAAUACUUUUUUUAAACAAUAUCAUUAACACGGACGCGUCAGCGGAGUUGCCACUGAUGAACGUGUACAUUUAUUAGAAUUGCUCGGGAUCGAAUAUGGAUCGUAGUAAGAAUAAUAGUUUAGAAUUUGGUAACAAUACAACAGCGUCGGCUGCUGCUGCUGCCGCAAUGUCAGCGCCCUGGGCGAAUAAUAAGGAAUCGUCAGCGCAGCCAAACGAGGAUGAUUCGCCGGAAGAUGACGCUGAUACCGCCACGCCCGCCAAGGUCACCGAUCCGCUAGCGCCCAAACUAGCCAAUAAUGAGCGUGUACUGAUCGUCUCCGUCACCGAACGCAACCGUGAAACGUGGAGUCAAAAGGCGGAGUUCUUAUUGGCCGUUAUUGGUUUUGCCGUCGAUUUGGGUAAUGUUUGGCGUUUUCCCUACAUUUGCUAUCAGAAUGGCGGCGGUGCUUUUCUUAUACCCUACUGUGUGAUGUUAAUAUUCGGUGGCCUACCGCUCUUCUAUAUGGAAUUGGCUUUGGGGCAAUUUCAUCGCUGUGGUUGCUUAAGCAUUUGGAAGCGCAUUUGUCCGGCUUUAAAAGGUGUCGGUUACGCCAUUUGCCUAAUUGAUGUUUAUAUGGGCAUGUACUACAACACGAUAAUCGGCUGGGCGGUUUACUAUCUAUUCGCAUCGUUCACAUCAACCCUACCGUGGACGUCUUGUGGCAAUUCGUGGAACACCAAUAGUUGCAUGCCAGUAACGAACGAAAAUUUCACCGAUAAGGCGACCACACCAGCCAAGGAGUUCUUCGAACGCAUGGUACUCGAGCAGUACAAAUCGGAUGGCUUGGACUAUAUGGGUCCCAUUAAGCCCACAUUGGCUUUAUGCGUCUUUGGCGUAUUUAUUUUGGUGUACUUUUCGCUGUGGAAGGGUGUGCGCAGCGCUGGCAAGGUUGUGUGGGUAACAGCAUUGGCGCCAUAUGUGGUGCUUUUCAUAUUAUUGGUGCGCGGUGUGUCGCUGCCAGGCGCAAUGGAGGGCAUACGGUAUUAUCUGACGCCCGAGUGGCACAAAUUGCAGAACUCUAAGGUUUGGAUCGAUGCCGCCUCGCAGAUAUUCUUUUCGCUUGGUCCCGGUUUCGGCACAUUGCUCGCAUUAUCUAGUUACAAUAAAUUCAAUAACAAUUGCUAUCGAGACGCGUUGAUAACGAGUAGCGUUAAUUGUUUGACGAGCUUUCUGGCGGGUUUCGUGAUAUUUUCAGUAUUAGGCUACAUGGCACAUGUGCAGAAGACCUCAAUUGAUAAGGUGGGUCUGGAAGGUCCUGGUCUUGUGUUCAUUGUCUAUCCGGAGGCCAUAGCCACAAUGAGCGGCUCAGUUUUCUGGUCCAUCAUAUUCUUUCUCAUGCUCAUCACAUUGGGUUUGGAUAGCACAUUUGGCGGUUUGGAGGCUAUGAUAACCGCGCUCUGUGAUGAAUAUCCACGCGCCAUUGGUCGACGCCGCGAAAUCUUUGUGCUGCUACUUUUGGCUUGCAUCUACCUGUGCGCGCUGCCGACUAUGACUUAUGGCGGCGUGUUCUUGGUAAACUUCUUGAACGUGUACGGACCCGGUCUGGCUAUAUUAUUCGUGGUAUUCGUGGAAGCGGCUGGCGUGUUUUGGUUUUACGGCGUCGAUCGUUUCUCUGAAGAUGUGGAACAGAUGUUGGGCAUUAAACCGGGUAUUUUCUGGCGCAUCUGUUGGACUUAUAUAAGUCCGGUAUUUUUACUGGCCAUUUUUAUAUUCUCCAUACUCGGCUAUGAGGAAAUGUUGGGCGAAGAAUACCAGUACCCCGAAUGGAGCAUUAAAGUCGGCUGGGCUGUCACCUGCUCCUCGGUACUCUGCAUACCGAUGUACAUCAUUUACAAGUUCGUAUUUGCGUCCAAAGGUGAUUGUCGUGAGCGCUAUCGAGACGCCUUCAAAGUGCCACCGCAUUGUGGCUCAGUAUUGCCAGGCCAACAAGGCACCACUGUGUGACAUGAUUCCGAAAAAGCAAUGCAGCCAUCAAACAAAUUAGUACUUGAUGGCACUUGGACGAAGCAGUUGAAUGUGCAAACGACUGCUGCCGAGGAGAGUGAAGUAAAUAAAACUUUUAUAGAAACUAUUAAAACCAAUAUGUGUAGCUUCGAACGUUUAGCUGGUGUGGGAGAGAGUUAUUCACCAACAACAAAUACAACUUAUCAAACAACAAAUAAUAUAAUUGAUUUAAAUAGUUAUUAUGCAUAUUACACAAAUAAUCUUAAUUACGGUUAUAUAUGCGAAAUUUCGCCAAAAAGUACCGUUGAGGCAGGUACACAUAGCGCGGAAACGGAAAGCGUACAGCAUAAUGUACCACAUUUGGAGUGGACUUUUCGUCCAAAUAGACAGGAAGCUGUUGAGGAACGAAAUAGCGGCAUUUAUGAGGAAGUAAAUAUAACAGAUUUCUAUGCGACAGACACUGUACACAAUAACCCAAGCCAAGAUACUGAUAUUAAUAGUUUAAGUUAUAAAUAUGCAAGCAAUCGUACAGUGGCAAACACAGCUGUUAAUUGCAAUGACAGUUGCAAAGCCACGGUUAGUAAACGUAGUAAUAAUAGCAGCAAUGUUACUUGUAGUGCUAAUGUUAAUGUUAAUGCUAAUGUUAAUUGUAAUAAUGUUAGUAGUAUGCAAAAUGCGAAAAACAUUUGUAAAUUAAAUGCAACUCACGAAAUUGCUGAGGACAAUAACUAUGCAAUGAUACUCAGCAGUUGUAAGCCGCUUAAAUUUUCAUUUGCCAGCGAAUGGUUGGUUUAGCUAAGUGCAGUAAUCAACUAUGUGCUAUAAAUAUGCUAAGUACUACAAGGAAAAAUCUGUAACUGAAAUGAAAUUAAGUGUGACGCAAUUUGUUGUUAUCGUAAUUAAGAAAUAAUUUCUGGAUGUAUGGUGGGGGUGGCAAAAUUAUCGGCAGGGAAAAUUUAGCAAGACAGCCAUUUGCUAAAUUUUCCA